Messenger RNA from Penicillium riverlandense, 978 nucleotides. RefSeq names its product transaldolase. Gene Ontology annotation, molecular function: transaldolase activity. Gene Ontology annotation, biological process: pentose-phosphate shunt; pentose-phosphate shunt, non-oxidative branch; carbohydrate metabolic process. The transcript has 2 exons. The record is from RefSeq and is a predicted model, not a curated record. The coding region runs from base 1 to 978 and encodes 325 amino acids. Lineage: Eukaryota; Fungi; Ascomycota; Eurotiomycetes; Eurotiales; Aspergillaceae. Gene Ontology annotation, cellular component: intracellular anatomical structure; cytoplasm.
AUGUCAACCCUCGAUCAGCUGCGCCAGUGUACGACAAUUGUCGGUGACACCGGUGACUUCAAUCUACUCAAGAACUUUACUCCGCAGGAUGGGACUACAAACCCCUCGCACAUUCUCAGUGCGGCCAAGCAACCUCAGUACGCAGAAAUCAUCGCGCAGGCUAUUCAGCAUGCAACAACCAAAGGACAAGGUUUCGAGCUGCAACUUCGGCAUGCAUUUCUCCGCGUGUUGGUUGGCUUUGGCGCAGAAAUCUUGAAACACGUUCCUGGUAGAGUUUCUAGCGAGGUUGAUCCUAUCUAUUCCUUCGAUGCUGAAAGUACAAUCGAAUCCGGCCGGGAGAUUAUUGGGCUCUAUAAAGAGCUCGGUGUUUCUCCCGACCGUGUUCUGAUCAAGGUUGCAUCUACCUGGGAAGGCUUCCAAGCAUGCAAGGUCCUUGAAAAGGAGGGAAUACACUGUAACAUGACUAUUCUGUUCUCUAUGGUUCAAGCUAAGCUGGCCGCGGAAGUAGGCGCCACUCUCAUUUCUCCCUUCGUUGGGCGUUCAAUGGAUUGGUACCACAAAAACCAUCCUGGUGGAGACUACAGUGGAGCGAAAGAUCCAGGUGUGAAACUGGUCCGGGAAAUUUCGAGAUUUUACAAAUCUCAUAACAUCAAGACGGAGAUCAUGGCAGCCUCUCUGCGCAGUAUCGAUGAAUGCUUGCACCUUGCGGGUGUGGAUUUGAUGACGAUCAACGUCAAAUUGCUGCAGGAGUUGAAAGACACUAACUAUCCGGUCAGACGAUAUCUUCCGUCGGAAAACAGCCCGAACGGUAGAGGGGUAUCCGUCGAAUAUGCAUCAGAUAAGACAAAGUUUGACUUUGACUUUUUCAAUGAUCAUAUGGCAUUUGACAAAGUUGUUGAAAGCUUGCGGAUUUUCCUGAAGGAUGGAGAAGAGCUGAAAGCUUUACUACGAACAGCACUCAAUGCCAAGGCAUCUUAA